Messenger RNA from Linnemannia hyalina, 1878 nucleotides. Lineage: Eukaryota; Fungi; Mortierellomycota; Mortierellomycetes; Mortierellales; Mortierellaceae. The record is from the annotation of a GenBank genome assembly.
AUGAAGCGAUUCUCCACAGACCGUAUCACAUCUGGCAGAGACAAGAAGAUGCUUCCUUAUUCUCAUCGGCGCCAAUGCACAGUGGCAGCAUCCGUUUGGAAGAAUUCGAUUUUCUUGGAUUUGACCCUCGAGCGCCGGGUUGAAUACAUGCUUCAUUGGUGCGAUGCUGAGAAGCGGGAAGAAGGAUUCCGAAGAGCAGAUGCCGUCCUCCUGGGGCUCUUUGAGGGGUUUAACCCAGACGAGGAGAUGAAGAGUGACUUUACGGAUCAAGACGAAUAUCGCUGGCGGGUGUUUUGCAACAGUAGGCGCGACAAGAAGGAACGCGUUGCUUGGAAUAAUGAUGGCGAAUACCGACUCGGUGGCUGCAUCUACAUACCUCAAGGUCUAAACUUUGGGAAGGAGUUGCUGGCAGACUUCAAGACCUCUAAACUGUUCCAAGGGACUGACCUGGAGAACUGCCGUAAAGGCAUCAAGAUGCUCCGUGACCUGAUGAUCGAGACCGCCGAAAAAAUGAAGCAUCGUCUACCCGAGCUAACGGAAGAGCAUUCCGCACUCAUUGCAGGUUUCGAGGACAGCGAUAAUUUGGAUGCUCAAAUGGUAGAGCAAACUAUCGAGGACAUGUGUGAUCAGUACGAGCCUGCAUCUGGUGACAUGGCCUUGACUGGUUGCGACAACCAGGGCAUGACCACCGACAUGGACAACACAAUCGACUGCGAUGACGAUUCUGCUGAGCCCAGCUACCCUCUGGCUGCAGAGAUGAGCCCAUGGGAAUACGAGGAGGAGUCUGCUGCUUCUUUCUGGGCAUUCGCUGAGAGCGAUGAGGACGACUCUUUCUCGAAUGAUGAACUUGACCACGCAGCUCCUAUGCUAUCAUUUGGUGCAGAGGAGGAUUUGAGCCAUAGUGACAGCCGCUUGUUCCAGCGACAUAUCGACGACGGACCAGCGGUGUCUCCUUUGGCUGUUACCCCCAGCAACCUAACUCUGCCUGUAUCUUCCGAGAAGGAGAGGGACAAUUCCUGUAUGGGUGAGCCACUUGCUACGCAGUCUCAGCUUUUCUUUGAAAAGGGCUCGCUCCAAAGAAGGAGCUCUUCGAAGGGAGAUGCCCAGGUAAGCAAGUUCAAGUCCUCGUCCUUGGAUGUCAUAGAUGACAAUGUCUCUCACUUAAGGCCGUUCAUUGUCAACCGGAAUCUGACCCACAUCCACAUUUCCUUCCAGGGAUGCGUUGACAAAGCGUCCCAAGUCGGAUCGUCGAGCAUUCCCAGCGACUCCAUCGUCCAUUCCACAUCUCUCCAUGGACGUUCCCAUGAUGACGACGUCAAGUCCCCCUUCAAGAAUCUUGCUCAGACCCUUCUUGCGCGGAACAGCGGCCCUUCCUAUUUCAAUGCACCUUUGCAGGAGCGCACACACGAAAAGUCCGAGUCCCGACUGGAUGCGACCAAGGCUCUGCAGAGCAGUGUAAUUCCAAAGCUGAAGGCAGCGAAGGAAGUACAGUGGACUACCUAUGCGGCCCCUGUCGCGUUGAAGAGUGGCUCUCCUCUUGUCCUGCCAUUGAAGAGGCCGCCAAUCAACGACAUCCUAUUCGAGCGUGGUAAGGAGAAUCAACCUCCCCGGACUGCCUUGAUCACCCAGCCUUCGUCCUCCCGGCCUCACAACACUACAUCCUUCGAUGGCUCAUCCGAAAUGAAGACCCCAAAGCAUGGUCGAUCGGGACAGGCCAAGGCAAGUGGAUUUUCAACCGCUCCUACAGAGGGGAAAUAUGUCGAGUCUCGCAGCGAAGCCGCCGCUUCGGAUGAUGACGAUGACUUCAUGCCCAGUCGAAUGACAACCAAGAACGUCCCCAUCGUAAAAAAGGUCUCGGCCAAGAAACAGAAACGUUAA